GGGUGUUCCGACAUGUUGGAGUCCUACGUCACUCCCUUGUUGAUGAGCUAUGUGAACCGCUACAUUAAGAACUUGAAGCCCUCUGACCUUCAGCUCUCUCUGUGGGGUGGAGAUGUGGUGCUCAGCAAGCUCGAGCUGAAGCUGGACGUCCUGGAGCAGGAGCUGAAGUUGCCUUUCGCUUUCCUGAGCGGUCACAUCCACGAGCUGCGAAUCCACGUGCCAUGGACCAAGCUGGGCUCGGAGCCCGUGGUCAUCACCAUCAACACCAUGGAGUGCAUCUUAAAGCUGAGAGAUGGAGCUCAGGACGACCAUGAGAGCUGUGGGUCCAGCUCCACCAGCCGCAGCGCCUCGGAGAGCGCCAAAUCCCUUGCCAAGCCCCGCCGGGUCCAGCAGGCGGCCCCUAGCGACCCCGACCUGCCCCCAGGGUACGUGCAGAGCCUGAUCCGCCGCGUGGUCAACAAUGUCAACAUUGUGGUCAACAACCUGAUCCUCAAGUACGUGGAGGACGACAUUGUGCUGUCCGUCAACAUCACCUCGGCCGAGUGCUACACGGUGGACGAGUUCUGGGACCGUGCCUUCAUGGACAUAGCAGCUCCCGAUCUGGUCCUGAGGAAGGUCAUCAACUUCUCCGACUGCACCGUCUGCCUGGACAAGCGCAACGCCAGCGGGAAGAUCGAGUUCUACCAGGACCCGCUGCUCUACAAGUGCUCCUUCCGCACGCGUCUGCACUUCACCUACGACAACAUCAACUCCAAGAUCCCGGCCGUCAUCAAGAUCCAGACGAUGGUGGAGAGCCUGAAGCUGUCCCUCACUGACCAGCAGCUGCCCAUGUUCAUCCGCAUCAUGGAGCUGGGCGUGGCCUUGUACUACGGCGAGAUUGGCGGCCACAAGGAGGGCGAGGGCGAGGACCCCGGUGGCCAUGCCAGGGAGACUGCGGCCAACAUCACCAGUAUGGAGGGUGAGGGGGAGGCGAAGGCGUUGGCGGGGCAGUACCCGAACCCCGAGCUGUACCUGCAGAGUGGGGAGGGGGACGAGCAGGGCUGGGUGUCCUGGGCCUGGUCGUUUGUGCCCGCCAUCGUCAGCACGGGGGAGGAGGAGGAGGCCGAGGAAGGCUACUACCAGGAGGCGGAGGAGGGGGGUCGGCCUCGGAGCCCACAGCAGCACACUCCCAAGGACCCGGUGGUCUCCAUCGGCUUCUACUGCACCAAGGCCUCCGUCACAUUCAAGCUGACCGAGACGCAAGCAGAGAGCAGCUACUACAGCCCCCAGAAGGUGAAGUCCAGAGAGGUGCUUUGCCUGGUGCAGGAGGGAAUCACCAUAGAGGUGCUCAUGAUGGGAGAGCCCUUCUUCAACUGUCAGAUCGGCUUCGUCGGCUGCCGGGCACUCUGCCUGAAAGGGAUCAUGGGAGUGAAGGACUUUGAGGAGAACAUGAACAGAUGCGAGGAGGAUGCUGUGUUCUUCAGCUGUGGCGAGACCCUCAGCAGCAAGGGGAUGACCUACCUGACCAACUCCCUGUUCGACUACCGCAGCCCGGAGAACAAUGGCGUCCGAGCAGAGUUCAUCCUGGACGCCAACCACCACAAGGAGACCUACACAGAGAUAGCCGGCAUGCAGCGCUUCGGAGCUUUCUACAUGGAUUACCUUUACACAAUGGAGAACAACAGUGGCAAAGACUGUGUAGGGCAGCAGGACUUCUCGGCGGUGAGUAAGGAGGAGGUGGCCGUCCCGGUGCAGGAGACCUCGGUGAAGAGGCUGGUGGUGGGGCCGCUGGACAUCCGGCUCCACAGCGGCGCCGUGCACCGCAUCCUGAAAAUGGUGGCCUGCGCCCUGGACCACGAGUACGAGCCCUACUGCAGACCUCAGCCAGAUGUGGUGGAGGACGGCCGCGCCCCGCCCGGUCCGGAAGAGGUGGCCGCCCUGGAGGAGUUCAUCCCCACGCGCCUCACCUGCGUCACCCUGCUGAAGGUCUCCGUCACCGUCUCCAUGGCCGAGUUCAACCUGCUGGACUGCCUGCUCCCCGUCAUCCUGGGACAGAAGGGCUCUGCCGCUGCGGUGAGCGCGCCCGUCUUCCAGCCCGUCAGGCCGCUGCCGGCCGUGCGCGUCCAGGUGGACAAGGUGAACCUGGAGCACUCCGUCCCCAUGUACGCCCCCGAGCUGGUCAGCACCGUCAGCAGCCUGAGCCAGCCCUCCGACAACCUGCUGCACCACUGCUACGCCCACUGCUACCUCAAGGUGUUUGGCUUCCAGGCUGGUUUGACCUGCAUGGAGAGCGACGGCUCCUUCCUCCCGCUCAUUCCCAUCAUCCCCUCCUUCAGCACUGCACUGUACGGCAAACUGCUCCGGCUCCCUGCAUACUGGACCAAGAGGUCUUUUGUUCCCAUCACAGAGUGCAUUUUUGAACUCCCCCACUUCACGAUACAAGCCACCAGGGCCCAGACACUCCUGCUGCAAGCCAUCUGCCAGAGCUGGACCCACAACCUGGGAAACGGAGCCUCCCCAGGGGUCAAUGAAGCUCUGCUCAACGAGGUCUACAAAGCGUCAGGUGCGAAGCCCCCGAGCCCGGCGCCGACCCUGGAGGGCUCGGUCCAAAACGUGGAGCUGAAGUACUGCAGCAGGGCGAGCGUGCGCUGCGCCUCGGGGACCGUGGGCGCCGUAAAAGUGUGUGCCAGAACCCCAGGGGCGGCCGAGGGCGAGAAGGAGAAGUUGGUCCCACUCAUCCAGGGCCCGUCCGACACAAAGGAGCUGCACAUGAGGAGGUGGCUGAACGAGAUCCGCAAGCCCGAGUCCCUGCUGGCCCCGGACCUCCUGGCCUUCUCCGUGCAGGUGCCUCAGCAGGGAGAAGACUGCCGCAACUCAGGUGCCGUGCUGCUGGUCAGUGUCCAGGGCGUGGCAGUGAACGUGGACCCUGUCUUUUGUACUUGGCUCCUCCACCAACCCCAGAAGGGGAGCAGCAGACUACAGCAGCAGACCCCUGGAGCGGCCCCCGUCGGAGUGCCAGCGGCCAAGAGGAGGGAGGAUGAGGCAUCGGUGGGCAGCACGCCCCUCGUCAAGCCGCCCUCGAACCAGGCCUCGGACUACGCCAGCAGCCCCGUCAAGACCAAGACGGUCACAGAGUCCAGGCCCCUGUCCCUGCCCAUGAAGGUGAUGCAGGCCGCCCCGGAGCCUUGGGUGUCGUCCGAGGAGCGCAUGAAGGAGCUCAUCGCCAGGGUGUGGGACGCCGUCAAACGCCUCACCCUGCAGCUGGAGCUGCAGUCGUGCUGCGUGUUCCUCCCCAACGACAGCCUGCCGUCGCCCAGCACCAUCGUCUGCGGGGACAUCCCAGGGACCGUGCGCAGCUGGUACCACAACCAGGCCAGCAUGCCGGGGACGCUGGUGGUCUGCCUGCCCCAGGUCAGCGUCCUGAGCGCCGGGCACAAGUACAUGGAGCCCCUGCAGGAGAUCCCCUUCGUGGUGUCCAGGCCCAUCCUGGAGGAGGGCGACGCCUUCCCCUGGACAGUGAACCUGAGCCAGUUCAGCGUCUACACCCUCCUGGGGCAGCAGCGGUCCCUCAGCCUGCUGGAGCCAAUGGGCUGCACCUCCACGCUGGCUGUCACCACCCACAAGCUGCAGGGGGCGGGGCCUGAGGGCAGACACGCCUUCAUCGUCUGCCUGCACGUGGACCUGGAGCCACUGCACCUCAAGUGCUCCAACCCGCAGGUGCAGCUGCUGUACGAGCUCUUCCACAGCUGGAGCUCCACCUGGUCCCGCCUGCAGAGGAGGGGCUUCCUGAGGCAGACGUCCAGCUACCCCGAGCCGCCCGCGGGCGCCGCCCCGCCCUCGCCCGUCCGCAGCAGCGCGGGCACCGCGCCCCCCGACACCAGCACCUGCAGCCCCUCUGCCGACUUCGGCUCGCCCACCGAGGGGGACUCCGUGCCAGCGGGGGACGACUCCCCGUUCUCGGACACGGUCACCCUGGAGCAGAAGACCAGCAGCAUCGGAGGUGCCAGCGGGAAGGUCAGCCUCUGGAUGCAGUGGAUGUUGCCAAAAGUCACCGUCAAGCUGUUCGCGCCUGAUCCCGCCGCCAAAAGAACAGAGAUCUGUGUGAUCGGAGAGCUGGAAGACCUCAGUGCCUCAGUGGAUGUCCAGGACGUAUAUACCAAGAUCAAGUGCAAAGUGGGGAGCUUCAAUAUCGACCACUACAAGAGCAGCCCAGAGGAAGGCCCGCGCUGUCUGGGCCGAUGCGGAGGCGCGGUCCUCUCUUGCACUGACAAGCUGAACAGACGCACUGUGCUGGUUCGACCCGUCAGCAAGCAGGACCCUCUCAGCCACUUCUCUGGCUUUUUUCCUCCUACGGCGGCCAAGGUGCUAGAGGUGUCCCACCAGCAGCACGGCUUCCUGUCAAUAACCUACACCCAGGCGGUCACCAAGAACGUGCGGCACAAGCUGACCACGCGGCAGGAGCGGGGGUCACGCGGGGUGCAGAGGCUGACGGAGGGGCCGGCCGACGGCUCGCCACAGUACCUGCGCGAGAUCCUGCUCACCGCCCAGCCCUUCGAUGUGGUGCUCUCCUGCCCCCUGCUGGCCACCGUGGCUGGCGUGUUCCAGGCCACACUGCCCCGCCGUUACCGCGACAAGGGCAGGUCCGCCGGCCAGCCCAUGAGGAGCCACGCCCUCACCUCCCGCAGCCUGCCCCUCAUCUACAUCAACACCAGUGUCAUCCGCAUCUUCUGCCCUGGCAUGCAGGACAAGCAGCCAAUCACAGAAUCCCACCUGAAGAAAGAGGACACCCUGGUGCUGAAGAUUGGCUCUGUCAGCAUGGCCCCCCAAGCUGACAACCCCCUGAGUCGAACCGUGCUGCGCAAGGACAUCUAUCAGCGGGCCCUUAAUCUGGGCAUACUGCGGGACCCGGGCUCAGAGGUGGAGGACCGGCAGUACCAGGUGGACCUGCAGUCCAUCAAUAUUGGCACCGCCCAAUGGGAGCAGCUCAAGCCCGAGAAGGAGGGGGCCAAGGGGGGCGCACUGGCGGAGAGCGAGAGGAACUCCCAGAAUCCAGCGCUGGAGUGGAACAUGGCCAGCAGCAUCAGAAGACACCAGGAGAGACGGGCCAUCCUAACGCCCAUCCUGACCGAUUUCUCCGUGCGGGUGACCGCCGCGCCCGCCAUCAUCUUCAGCAAGCCCGUCUCGCCUGACAACGCCCAGGUGGAGGAGAUCGUGGUGUGCGGCCAUUCCCUGGAAGUGAACAUGACCACAAGCCUGGACUUCUUCCUCAGCGUGGCACAAGUUCAGCUCCUGCAGCAGCUGCUCCGCGCCAACGUGGUGGGGAACGAGGGUCCCGAAAAAACCGCCGAGGUGUGGCGCCACGAACAGCAGCUAAGCUGUGCCUCCCGGCCCAGCGCGGUGGACACGUCCUCCCGCCACAGCGGGGCGCAGGACAGCGGCUUUGGCAGCGACAGCGCCCGCAUCCGCAUCGUGCAGAUCGAGCAGCAGAGCGGCGCCAGCCACCACCGCAUCGCCCGGCCCUCCCGCAAGUCCACCAUCACCAAGAACCUCAGCUUCAUCCCCUUCGACAUCUUCCUCACCGCCAGCCGCGUCUCCCUCAUGACCUACGCCUGUGUGGACGCCCCCAAAGCCCGGCCCGACCCCGCCCCCUCGCCCGGCCCCACCUCCCCCGAGAAGAAGGAGGGCGAGAAGGUGGGGAAGAGCGCCCUCAACAUGCCGGACGGCGAGCGUGCCGACGCCCCCGCCGACCCCGCCCUCGCGGGCAUCUCCGCGCUCACCGCCGAGGACCUCCUCAACGGCAACGCGCCCGCCCCGCUGGGGGCGCGCGUGGGCGGCGGCCUUCUGUCCCUGGAGAGCCUGCACGCCCCCAGCCGCUCCUCGGCUCGCCAGGCCCUGGGCGUCACCAUCGUCAGGCAGCCCGGCCGCCGCGGUGCCGGGGACGUCCUGCUGGAGCCCCUCCUCUACCUGCAGGUGUUCCAGCCCUCCGCCCUGCUCAGCUGCCACCACCGCAAGCAGAGGAUGGAGCUGUCCGUCUUCGACGUGGCCCUCAAGGGCGUGGCCUCUGACUACAAGUGCCUGGACCCAGGGAAGACGCUGCCGGAGGCGCUGGACUACAGCGUGUUCUGGCUGCAGACGGUGGCGGGGGAGGCCGACGGAAAGACGGGGAUCCCCCCUCCCCUCCUCGCGCUCCAGAUCAAGGACUUCCUCAACGGGCCAGCGGAGCUGAACGUGGAGCUGUCCCGCCCCCUGAAGGCCAACCCAACCCUGGCCAAGCUGGAGCAGGCUAAAGCCUUCCUGGCAAGGGUCUUCCCAGAGGCUGAAGGCGAGGCUGCCAGAGCCCCUGCGACCCCCCAGUGCUCCCCCGGCAAGGCCGCGGCCUCCAGGACACCCCCCCGCCCCGAGAGUGCCCCGCAGACCCCCGCCUACCAGCGUGCCACGGGCCGGGCAGGCACCCUGGCCGCACUGGCCCCCUUCCACAGGGUGUCCCUCCGCACGGCGCAGAUGGUGGUCGUCCUGGAGACGGAGGCUCACCCGGCCCGGCCCAGCCUGACGGUGUCCGUGUCGGGGAUGACUGGGAGCCUCUCCAUGAGAACCGGGCCCAAGGUGGCCGACCCGGUGCAGGCGGCCUCCUUCCUGCUGGAGCUGCAGGAUGUCCUGCUGAAGACCGGGCUCAGGGAUCGCAGCCGGGUGCUGCUGGGCCCCUUCUGCUGCAGCGCCGACCUGGAGGCCAAAUGGUGCCGUCACAGCGGGAACGCCGGGCCGGAGCAGGGCCCGCCCAAACUGCUGCUGGACCUCAAGGGGGGCCUUCUGCAGGUCUUCUGGGGGCAGGAGCAUCUGAACUCUCUGGAGCUGGUGCGGGACCACCUGCAGAGCUACCUCCAGGGGGACGGUGCACCCGAGGCCGGGCCUGAGGACACGCCCCAGCAGACGCAGCCCCCGCCCUCCCCUGGCCCCCACACCCCCAAGACCGAGCACAGCUCUGACGACCUCCGCACCGGCCUCUUCCAGUACAUCCAGGACUCAGCCUCCAAGAAGCUGCCCGGCACGUACGAGGUGGUGUUCUAUAAUGAGACGGACGACAACCCCGGGGUCAUGCUGUGGAGGUACCCCGAGCCCCGUGUGCUCACCUUCGUCCGGAUCACGCCCGUCCCCUUCAACACCACUGAGGACCCCGACAUCAGCACAGCUGACCUGGGGGACGUGCUGCAGGUGCCGUGCAGCCUGGAGUACUGGGACGAGCUCCAGCGCGCCUUCGUCCCGUACCGCGAGUUCAGCCUGUCGGAGAGCAGCGCGUGCGAGCUGCAGCUGCCCAGCGUGGGCCUGGCCAGCGAGCAGAAGGAGCUGGUGGCCUCCGACCUCUGGAGGAUCGUCCUGAACAGCUCGGCAGACGGAGGGGACGAGCAGAGUUCAGACAGCGAAUCGGGGUCCCAGCUCCCCUGUGACCAGCUGGUGUCCCCCACCGCGCUGGCGGCCUGCACCCGCGUGGACUCGUGCUUUGCCCCCUGGUUCGUGCCCUCCGUGGGCGUGUCCCUGCAGCUGGCCCAGAUGGAGCUCCACCUCUGCCACCACCUGGAGCAGCUGGGCACAGCUCCCGCAGAGCGACUCCGCCCCUUCCUGCCAGACAGGAAGCUGCCGCAGGAGCAGGAGUACCUGGUGGUGGGGGCGAGGGAGCCGCGGGUGUACCUGCGGCAGUGGAGCAGCGGCGCGCAGCAGUGCCAGGAGUUCCAGUUCUCCACGGAGCUGGACUGCAGGCUGCUGGAGUACCGCAACCUCACGCUGCUGCGGCUGGUGCAGCCCUUCACCCUGCAGGGCCAGGCUGCCGCCUCCCGCUGCCCCCGGCAACAGCUGCUGGACGGCAACGUCUUCGUCGACCCCGUCUUCAUCAACGUCAGCCAGUACACCGUCCACACCCUGGAUACCGCCCUGCAGGCUUGGAAGCAGAACCAGGUCCCAGACGCAGAGGAGCUGGUGUUCAGCCACUACGUGAUCUGCAACGACACCCACGAGACCCUGCGCUUCGGCCAGGUGGACACGGAUGAAAACGUCCUCCUGGCCAGCCUUCACAGCCACCAGUACAGCUGGCGCUCCCACAAGUCCCCUCAGCUGCUGCACAUCUGCAUCGAGGGCUGGGGGAACUGGCGCUGGUCCGAGCCCUUCAGCGUCGACAACGUGGGGACCCUGCUGCGGACCAUCCAGUACAAAGGCAGGACCGCCUCCCUCAUCAUCAAGAUCCAGCAGCUCAACGGGGUGCAGAAGCAGAUCGUGAUCUGCGGCCGGCAGGUGAUGUGCAGCUACCUGAGCCAGGACAUCGAGCUGCGGGUGGUGCAGCACUACGUGGGGCCGGACGGGCAGACGGUGGUGAAGGAGCACGCCGACUGCCUGGCCGCCGGCCGCAAGCUGCCCUCCUACGUGCUGGAGGACGCGGAGAUGACGGAGCUGUGCGUGCGCGCGCGCGGGGACGAGGACUGGUCUCAGGAUGUCCGCCUGGAGCGCCAGGAGAAGGGGAACAGCUCCGUGGUGCAGGUUCCCUGUUCCAACGGCUCCUUGCUCUACGUCUGGUGCACCCUCCUCACCAUCGAACCCGACUCUCACAUGCAGCAGAGGGUGGUGGUGUUCAGCCCCCUGUUCCUCAUGCGGAGCCACUUGCCUGAUCCCGUCAUCAUCCACAUUGAGAAGAGGAGCCUGGGCCUGCGAGAAAGCCAGAUGAUCCCAGGACAGGGCCAUGAGGAACCCCUGCUGAACGUGGAGUCUGACCUCACCCACCACCUCACCUUCCAGGCCAGGGAGGAAGACGACCCCUCGCAAUGCGCCGUGCCCAUCUCCACUGGCCUCAUCAAGCAGAUUGUCAACAAGACUGUGGGCGGGGACAGCCAGGGGCACAUCCUGUCUGACUUCUAUGGGGAGAAGAGCUCCACCCAGCCCCCGUGGCCCUACGUCAGCAAAGACUCCGACAGGCCGGGCUCAGAGACACUCACUCAGUGGGACAGCCCCAUGCAGGUGAAGCUGUCUGCAUGGAAACCAGGCCUCAACACGCUGCUGAUCGAGCUCCUGCCCUGGGCCCUGCUGGCCAACCACUCCCAUUGGGACCUGUGGCUGUUUGAGGGCGAGAGGAUCGUGCUGCAGGUCCCUGCUGGGAAGGUCAUCGUGCCACCAAACUUCAAGGAGGCGUUCCAGAUCGGCAUCUACUGGGCCACCACCAACACGGUGCACAAGUCCACCGCCCUAAAGCUGGUGCACGACCUCACAUCCCCGCGCUGGAAGGAGGGCGCAGGCGGGGAUGUGCUCACCCUGGAUGAGGAGGGCUUCGUGGAGGCCGAGAUCACGCUGGGAGCCGCCCCCAGCCACCAGAAGCUGUGCCAGUUCUGCGUGUCGUCGUCGGUGAGACACGGCAUCCAGAUCCUGCAAAUUGAGGACAGGACCGUCCUGGUGAACAACACGCCCCACUGCGUCUACUACAGACCCCUGCUGUGUGACCACGCCCUGGGAUCUGCAGACCAGCCUUAUGACCCCCCUGACACGACGGUCUUUGCCCUGCCGCCGGGGGGCACCCAGGCAGCCCCCCAGCCCGUGUCCGUGCCCUGCUGGGACCUGCUGAGAGAGGGCACCCCGGCCGAGGCGGAGGCCCCGCUCCCCCUCAGGCAUAUGCUCUUCAGCUCCGCCCCAGGGGCGGAGUCCGGUGGCGGGGCCUGGAGCCUGCCGGCCCCCAUCCGGCCUGACUUCCCCCGGCAGAGUGUGGCUGUGCCCACAGGGCCCUGCCCCCACACUGGCCUGCUCACCAGGCCGUUGGUGCUGACCUACCAAGAGCACAUGGGUGUCACCUACGUCACGCUGAACGAGGACCCCUGCCCCCGCAUGCUCAUCCACAACAAGUGCCCCAUCCCGCUCCUGCUGAAGGAGAACCACAGAGACACCCCCAGAACGCAGGUGUACUGUCGGCCGGUCCCUGCCACCUCCUCCCUGCACCACGAGCUGUACCACCAUUUCUCCAGCUUUCCUGACUGCCGGCAGAGAGAGGCCCUGCCCACGCUGCUGCUGAGGGCCACGCCCCCUGUGCAGUGCUCUGAGGAGUGGACCGACCCCAUCGACAUCAACUGCCCCGGCACUCAGGUGGUGUUCCUCCCAGGGUUUGGCUGUCUGUAUGUUGACGUCCUGCACCACAGUGGUACAAUAACACUCACACUGGCACCAGAAGGCAGAGCUGACUCUGUCAUCAGCCAGCACCACAGGACGUCCAGCCAGGCGCUGGCCUUCAGAGUGCUGCUGAGCGAGGCCAGCGUGGCGCUGCGUGAUGACAUCACCAGCGCGACAGGCUCGGUGGAGCUGCUGAGGCUCACACUGUCCAAGCUGCUGCUGAACCUGGCGCCCGCGGAGCCGGCGGCGUCCCAGGCGGGGCUGCCCGAGCCCUGCGGCGUGGAGCUGCAGCUGCACUGCGCCAGCCUGCAGGUGGACAACCAGCUGUACAACCGCGCCAGCUUCCACUUCCCCGUGCUGCUGUGCCAGGAGCAGAGGGCGGAGCCGGCCCCCUGGAGCUGCGAGGCCAACCCCACCCUGUCCCUGCAGGCGCUGGAGGACUACAAGAGCGGCUGCUUCCUGUCGCUGGGCCUCACGCUGUCGGGCGACGGCCGCCACCGCCUGGAUGAGCUCACCUUCCAGCUGAAACCCGCGCGCCUCUACCUGGAGGACACCUUCGUCUACUACAUCAAGACGCUGUUCUACACCUACAUCCCGGACACGGCGCUGGGCGGGGCGGGCGGCGGGCGGAGCGGGCAGGCGCUGCCGGAGCCCGUGCGGCAGUCGGUGCGGGCGCUGGUGUCCCCGCUGCAGCUGCAGAGGCUGUGCAUCCAGCCCGUCAGCCUGCUGGUCAGCAUCCACGCCUCGCUCAAGCUCUACAUCGCCUCCGACCACACGCCCCUGUCCUUCUCCCUGUUCGAGAGGGGCCCGCUCUGCACCACCGCGCGCCAGCUGGUGCACGCACUCGCCAUGCACUACGCCGCCGGAGCACUCUUCAGGGCCGGUUGGGUGGUGGGCUCCCUGGAGAUCCUGGGCAGCCCUGCCAGCCUGGUGCGCAGCAUUGGGAACGGCAUCGCCGACUUCUUCCGCCUGCCUUAUGAGGGCCUGACCCGGGGGCCCGGGGCCUUCGUCAGCGGGGUGUCCCGGGGGACCACCUCUUUCGUCAAGCACAUCUCCAAAGGCACCCUGACCUCCAUCACCAACCUGGCCACCAGCCUGGCGCGGAACAUGGACCGGCUGUCCCUGGACGAGGAGCACUACACCCGGCAGGAGGAGUGGAGACGCCAGCUGCCCGAGAGCCUGGGGGACGGCCUGAGACAGGGGCUGUCCCGCCUCGGCAUCAGCCUGCUGGGGGCCAUUGCUGGCAUUGUGGACCAGCCCAUGCAGAAUUUCCAGAGGACGUGGGAGAUGCAGGGGUCUGCCGGCAGCAAGGCCAAGGGCGUCAUCUCCGGAGUUGGGAAAGGCAUCGUGGGAGUCUUCACUAAGCCUAUAGGGGGAGCUGCUGAGCUGGUUUCUCAGACUGGAUAUGGUAUCCUGCAUGGGGCGGGGCUGUGGCAGCUACCCAGGCAGCUCUACCUGCCCAUAGAGGAGAAGUCGGCCCAUGCGCCCAACAGCCACGUCAAAUACGUGUGGAAGAUGCUGCAGUCCCUGGGCCGGCCGGAGGUGCACAUGGCGCUGGAGGUGACGAUCGUGAGCGGCUCGGGCCAGGAGCACGCGGGCUGCCUGCUGCUGACGGGGGAGGUGCUGUUCGUGGUGAGCCUGAGCGAGGACACGCAGCAGCAGGCCUUCCCCAUCACUGAGGUGGAGUGCCAGCAGGAGCCCGGCCAGCAGGGCCUGCUCACCCUCACCCUGCGCCAGCAGAGGGUCACCAGCGACACCGAGGGUGACAGCGGCAGAGAGCGGCUGUCGGAGCAGCAGUACCGCCGUCUGAUGGACUACGUGACCCGGGCGUCUCAGCACCUGUCCCCCUCCGGCUCCGCCCUGCAGCAGCAGGCCCCCGUCACGCCCGCCGAGCCUCCGCCCGCCGUCACCAAAACCUACCGCUACCUGGUGGAGCCGGCGUUCGCCCGCGUCUUCGUCAGCAAGUUCACCAUGGUGAAGAACAAAGCCCUGAGGAUCGGUUUCCACUAACCCUCACCUGGCAUUCCAGGGCCGAGGCCCCGCCCACCUUAUAUACCUGUAGUUGUUCCCAUUGCGUCACCUACUGCUCAGACUACAUGUGCAUCGUCCAGCAGUGGAAAGAAGGGACGGAACCUGCAAUAAUGGCGCUCAGCGCACACUACUAUUGGAUCGAAGAAGGGAAGAAUUUAAUCCUUUAGGCAGAAGAACUUUCAAAUACUUUAUUUUGUUGGCAGGAAAUCUGUUCACAUGGAUGGUUGAAAAGUUUUGGUAUUAAACCUGAUAUAGAUGCUUUUCUCAAACACUAAGGAUUUAGAGAAUCAACUCUGGCUGACACUUAAUGCUCAGCAUUAAGUUGGCUUAAUUUGAAUUUCUGUUUGAUAGGUGCAUAAAAUAUUUUUCAGUAUUCUUCUGUUCCGUUUACAACCCACAUGUGCUUCUGGGUAGAAAUUAUGCACACUAUUUUGUUUUUCCAUGCCAAUGUAUGUGCAAUAUAUCAGUGCACUCAGUUUAAGAACAGCGUAUAGUUUCGACCCAAGCUUUGACCAAAAUAUGCAUUUGCUUUUGUCUUCUAUGUGUAUGAAAGUUCUGAUGCCUCGAAGGGUCAAGGCAUUUUGGAGUCACCGAAAGGCUCCAUUGUGGCUUGACUUUUUUGUUUUCAUUCAUCUCUGCCAAGUGUGCCCAUAGGAGAAAGGUUUAUAUUA
Messenger RNA from Megalops cyprinoides (Indo-Pacific tarpon), 12812 nucleotides. RefSeq names its product vacuolar protein sorting-associated protein 13B-like. NCBI's taxonomy places the organism in Eukaryota, Metazoa, Chordata, Actinopteri, Elopiformes, Megalopidae. Bases 13 to 12120 code for a protein of 4035 amino acids. The transcript has 61 exons. The record is from RefSeq and is a predicted model, not a curated record.